AUGCUUAUGUACCCACGUAAGGGUCUCAUCACCGAUCCAUACAACUCAGAGGACAUCAUCAUACAAGACGACCAGUAUCCACCUGGCUUUUACUCCGAGAACACCUACAACUGCGCUCAGGACCGUCUGCAAUCGCCUUUCCAGUGUCACCCAAGUGUACAGCUCUCUCCGCCAUCUUCCGCGCCUUCAUCGCCCUCCUUCUCCUCGCCUACCUUCUCCAUCUCCUACCCGCAAACGUCUGACUCGCAGUCUUUCGGGGCCCCCUCGAUGACCCCCGCCUCUUCCUACAACCCGUCGUACGACAUCCAGGGUUCCACUUCACCUUCUCACUACUUGCCUCAAUACCCACAGCAAUAUUAUACCCCAAUGUUGGCGCAACAGCCUCUUCCAAAUCAGGCCUGGGACGGCAAUUUGCAGUUGCUGAGCCCCGCGCGCAUUCCUUAUUCGGGUGUGCAAAAGAGAUCCUCACCCUCGGCGACAUCAAACUCGCUUCCCUCCGCUGUGCAGGCUCAAUACCAUCGCCGCUCCAACAGCGCCAACAAGCCAUUGCCAACACCGGUGCAAACUCCUUUGCAGAACUCUUUCCUUGCGACUCCCUUCCAGAGCUUCGACCCCUCAUCACAGGAUGGUCACAACGCCGAGGCCGAAACAGCUAUGAGACGGGCGAUCAUGGACCAACAGAAGCAGUCCCCCCGCAGCAAUUUCACAGCGACUACUCUCUGGCCCCCUCACCUCGAUGAGCUCGAUGACGCAUCGAAGUCCAUGAACAAUGGUGAGAUUCGAAAUCUUGAGAUUGACCAGUGGAUGGCACAAUACUUACAUUUCGAUUCAGAAUAUAACAAUGGCAUGCCAAUGGGAAUUCCCAAGCUGGAUAGAACCAUCUCCGACAUCUACCAAGAUGAACUCUACAACCCCUCCAUCAUGGCUGCCCCCCAGGUGUCCAAGCCAAUGACGCAGAGCCACCUCAACCCGCGCAACUUCAUUGCCGACCGCCUGAACGCUGCCAACCAGGGACAUAUGUCUGCUCGAUCUCAAUCGCCUGCCAACAGACGGGACCGUUCGCCUUUCCGUCCCUCUUCUCCAUUUGCCGGGGAUAUGGGCAAUGAGGCUCUCCAGCAGCCCCAGAUGGCUACCAGCGUCCCCAUGGGUCAGAAUGGAAUGAGCAUGAACAUGAACAUGAAUCAGUCCAACACUGGGGACAUCAAAACCAUGUCUCCCAAGGAUGCAGUUUUGGAUUUCCAGGAUGGAGAGGACUCCAUGCCACCUCUGUUCCCCUCCUCCCAAGCUGACUUCAACUUGGGCGAUGCUCUCAGCUUGCGGCGCGAUAGUGGUCCAAUGCGACCGAUGGAAGCAUUCCCUCAGUACACUGCGCCUCCUAUGUCUCAACCCCAGUUCGCAUUUUCUCAACAACAGACGCGCCCUCAGAGCAAUCUGUUGCAACAGGCCCCCGAGUUCCCAUCGCUUCCUGCUGUGGAAUCGACCGAGACACCGCAGAGUCAAGUCAACAUACCUAUCACAGAGGGCAUCUCCCGACCUAGCAACACCACCUCGGAUGCGGGUACCUACACUUGUACCUACCACAACUGCACCCACCGCUUCGAUUCCCCCUCUAGAUUGCAGCGACACAAGCGCGAGGCCCACCGGCAAACAACACCGGGCGGGCACUUGAUUAGCCGCGAUACUUCUCUACGCAACUCCCAGGCUGGCCCACACAAGUGUGAACGCAUCAACCCGUCUACAGGAAAAGCAUGCAAUUCUAUCUUCUCUCGACCGUACGAUCUUACUCGACACGAGCACACCAUUCACACUGCCGGCAAGCAGAAAGUGCGCUGUCACAUCUGUAACGAGGACAAGACCUUCAGCCGAAACGAUGCUCUAACAAGGCAUAUGCGAGUGGUACAUCCCGAAAUUGACUGGCCAGGCAAGCAACGCAGGAGGAGAGACUGA
Messenger RNA from Penicillium soppii, 1947 nucleotides. RefSeq names its product stress-regulated transcription factor RPN4. Gene Ontology annotation, cellular component: nucleus. Gene Ontology annotation, biological process: regulation of transcription by RNA polymerase II. The record is from RefSeq and is a predicted model, not a curated record. The transcript has 3 exons. Bases 1 to 1947 code for a protein of 648 amino acids. NCBI's taxonomy places the organism in Eukaryota, Fungi, Ascomycota, Eurotiomycetes, Eurotiales, Aspergillaceae.